Molecule: messenger RNA, 366 nt
Organism: Centruroides sculpturatus (bark scorpion)
Lineage: Eukaryota; Metazoa; Arthropoda; Arachnida; Scorpiones; Buthidae
Product: electron transfer flavoprotein subunit beta-like
Exons: 2
Cellular component (GO): cytosol
Molecular function (GO): electron transfer activity
Source: RefSeq, a predicted model, not a curated record
UAUGAUUACUUAAUUAAAAACUUUCUUAAUUUUCAGGCAACAUUUGCAUCAAAAAUAGAAAUAGAAAAUGGCAAAAUGAAAGUCACAAGAGAAAUUGAUGGAGGUCUAGAAAAUAUAACCGUAACGCUUCCGGCAGUCUUGAGUGCCGAUCUUAGACUCAACGAGCCUCGAUACGCCACUCUUCCAAAUAUAAUGAAAGCAAAAAAGAAGCCUCUGGAUAAGAAAAAACCUUCAGAUUUGGGAGUGGAUAUAACUCCCAGAAUCGACAUUAUAUCAGUGGAAGACCCUCCCGUAAGAGAAGCUGGAGCUAAGGUGGAGUCCGUUGAUGAAUUAUUAGCAAANUUAUUCUGUCACAGAUUUUAUUGA